AUGGUGUCCGAGCUGCUCAAGACCCGCUUCGAGGUCGCGCAGCAGCAGGCCAACACCAAGGGCAUGGAGCAAGAACAGGAUGUCGUCCUCCCCAACGGGAUCAGGCACUACGAGAUGCGCGUCGGUGGCAGCGACGUCCCGCGGACGGGCGACCUGGUGGUGAUCGACCUGCAGGGCCGGGUGGCCGGCAGCGGCAGGGAGGCGUUCGUGGACACGUUCGGCGACGGCAAGCGGCCGCUGGCGCUGGUGAUGGGCUCCCGGCCGUACACCAGGGGCAUGUGCGAGGGCGUCGAGUACGUGCUGCGCUCCAUGAGGGCCGGCGGCAAGCGGCGGGUGGUCGUCCCGCCGGGCCUCGCGUUCGGCGACGACGGCGCCGACUUCGGGGAGGAACACGUCCAGAUCCCGCCCGGCGCCACGCUCGAGUACGUCGUGCAGGUCGACAAGGUGUCCAUCGCGCCGGCGUGA
This is a messenger RNA of Miscanthus lutarioriparius, 465 nucleotides long. The record is from the annotation of a GenBank genome assembly. NCBI's taxonomy places the organism in Eukaryota, Viridiplantae, Streptophyta, Magnoliopsida, Poales, Poaceae.